UUUUUUUUUUUUCCUUUUAUUUCUUCUUCUUCUUUAUUUUUACCUUUUAUAGGUAUAUAUUAUUCUUAAUGACUUUGUUUGAUAACAUUAAGCAAGAUGGUUCAAAGGCUAAUCGGCGUCGUAUCAUUAACGUGACUCACCAAAUACCUUUUGAAAUUCAUCACCAACCUGGCCGUACUCCUUCACCUUGGUACUUCAAAUCACGUAGACAUCAUGAAGCUAUGAACGGUGGUAUUCAUUCUUUGACUGAACAUGGAACUUGGGAUAUUGUACAUAUUGGUUGGAUAGGACAAAUCCAAUGGCACUCCGGUGAAGAUACUAUGACACGUCUUUUGACUGAACAAGAUAAACAAGAACUACGCAAUGAACUCUGGCAAGAACAUCAUUCUAUUCCUCUUUUCUUAAACGCUGAAAGUAUCCAAGGGCAUUAUGAUGGUUAUUGCAAGACAAUGCUUUGGCCUUUAUUGCAUUACAUUAUAUGGAAUAACGCAACCGAUGGAAGACUAGAAUCAAAACAAUGGGAAAUAUAUGCAGCCGUCAAUCAAAAAUAUUCGGAGCUUGUGAUAGAUUGUUAUCAACCUGAAGAUGUUGUAUGGAUACAUGAUUAUCAUCUAUUGCUCGUUCCACGUAUACUUCGAAUCAAGUUACCAAAAGCAAAUAUUGGUCUUUUUGUACACUCUCCAUGGCCUACAUCUGAAAUUCUUCGAUGUUUACCAAAACGACAGGAAAUUCUUAAAGGAAUGAUGGGUGCAAAUCUGGUUGGAUUUCAGACCUAUGGUUAUGCAAGGCACUUUAUAUCAACGUGUACAAGAGUGCUUGGAUACGAAACAACACCAGAAGGAAUCUAUGAUGAUGAUGGUUAUUUCUGUUAUGUGGGGACCUUUCCAAUUGGUAUCAACACAGUUAAGGUGGAACAAAUGUUAGCACAACAACAUACUUUGAACAAGAUGAAAAUCAUUACUGAUAUGUACCCGGAUAAGAAGAUAUUGGUAGCAAGGGAUAAGAUUGACUUGGUCAAAGGUGUUUUACAAAAGUUAGAGGCAUUCGAAAAAUUUUUAUAUCUUUAUCCUCAGUGGCGAAACAAGGUUAUUUUGAUUCAAUUGACGGAUGGUUCAGCUACUUUAUCCAAAAACGAUGAUACUGUCAAACUGGAAAACAAGAUAUCAGCAAUGGUAGCUCGAAUCAAUGGCGUUUACGGUUCUCUAGAAUUCACUCCCGUGUAUCAUUAUCAUCAUCAUGUUCAGGACGACGAAUAUCAUGCUUUACUCUCAGUGGCCGAUGCAGGUCUCAUCACAUCAAAUCGCGAUGGUAUCAACACAACAGCAUAUGAAUACAUCAUUUGUCAACAAAAGAGAGCGAGUCCAUUAAUUGUAUCAGAACUGACAGGCACCGCAACCUCUCUCAGUUCAGCCCUAAUUGUCAAUCCAUGGGAUUUAUCUGGUGUGGCAAAAGCAAUUCAUGAUGCACUCAAGAUGUCCGACAUUGAGAAAAUGGCAAGACACCGUCAACUUCUGUAUCAUGUCAAGUCACAUACUGCUGAAUUUUGGGCAAGAUCUUUUGUCAAGCGUCUGAUGGAAUCUAUAGAACUUUCGGAACAAUCAAGCAACACUACUCUUUUGACUGGAGAACAACUAUUACCAAGAUAUCAAAAAGCGAAGAAACGACUCAUUUGUUUGGGCUAUGAUGGAAUAUUGAUACCUAGACAAAAUCGACGAAAAAUUGGAGCAAGUAUACCAGCAAAAACAACACUUUUAUCUCUACAGAAACUAUGUGAUGAUCCACGGAAUAUUAUUUGGGUGGUUUCUGGUCAAGAUGAACUUACUUUGAGCCGGUCUUUGGGCAGCAUCAAAGGACUUGGACUAUCUGCUGAAAAUGGAGCCUUCAUCAAGUAUCCCAACAGUCAACGAUGGAUUAACCUUAUGCAAGAUGUGGAUAUGGAAUGGAAGAAUGAUGUGAUCGAAAUCUUUACUUACUACACGGAACGGACGAGUGGCAGUUUUAUUGAACACAAACGAAGCUCAAUUACAUGGAACUACUUAUUGGCUGAUCCGGUAUAUGGUGCUUUUCAAGCAAAAGAAUGUCAAAAUCAUCUAGAACAUGCCAUUUUGUCAAAAUUACCAGUGGAACUCAUCAUUGGUAAGAAGAAGGUGGAAAUACGACCUCGGAUGACAAACAAAGGGGAAAUCAUCAAACGAUUAUUGAGCAGCAACAGCAAUACUAAGUCUUCAUCAUCUUCUUUACGAGCAACGACAAUAUCACCGAUAACAGGAUCGGCUUCAUUAGAUGAUCAGGUCAUCGAUUUUAUUUUAUGUUGUAGCACUUCUGAAGAUAUGUUCAAGGCAAUCAAGAAACUAGGACGACAAGACGCAAUGUCUGUGAUGGUUGGUGCCGAAGAAAAAAGGAAGACAUUGGCUACGUGGCAUUUACCUACAGCGGAUGAUGUGAAAAAUAUUUUAUUAGACAUGGCCAAUACUCUGGAUACUUGAUGUAUAUAAUUUAGCAACCGUUUACGUGUCUUUAUAGAAUGGAUUUUUACUUUUUAUUAUCAUUAUCAAUAAAACCAUGGAUUUUACUGUUA
Molecule: messenger RNA, 2578 nt
Organism: Halteromyces radiatus
Lineage: Eukaryota; Fungi; Mucoromycota; Mucoromycetes; Mucorales; Cunninghamellaceae
Product: glycosyltransferase family 20-domain-containing protein
Exons: 7
Coding region: 69-2486 (805 amino acids)
Biological process (GO): trehalose biosynthetic process
Cellular component (GO): cytosol; alpha,alpha-trehalose-phosphate synthase complex (UDP-forming)
Molecular function (GO): catalytic activity
Source: RefSeq, a predicted model, not a curated record